AUAAGCAUGAAUAAAACCGUGAUUAAAAUUACUGAUGAAGAAAAAAGGCGGACUAAAGAAAUACUUGACGAUGUGAAUUUAAAUUUUAUCGAUCAUGUCGACACGGAUAAUAGACUCGAACAAGUUCGCAAAGAGUUUAAUGAAGAAAUCCGAAGAUAA
Messenger RNA from Racocetra persica, 159 nucleotides. The record is from the annotation of a GenBank genome assembly. Lineage: Eukaryota; Fungi; Glomeromycota; Glomeromycetes; Diversisporales; Gigasporaceae.